This is a messenger RNA of Photinus pyralis (common eastern firefly), 1089 nucleotides long. RefSeq lists its product as uncharacterized. The transcript has 2 exons. Lineage: Eukaryota; Metazoa; Arthropoda; Insecta; Coleoptera; Lampyridae. The coding region runs from base 71 to 994 and encodes 307 amino acids. The record is from RefSeq and is a predicted model, not a curated record.
AUUAUAUGAUGAAUUGUUGGUAAAUGAAAGAUGGCUUGUGAAGUAUUACCUUGAAAACCAUCGAGCAACUAUGAAAGACCUACCCAUUUAUGAUUCAAACCAUGAACUACUAACUGAACAUACCAUAAGCAAGCCAGUUUUAAAUCAGCACCAGAAAUUUAGAGAGGCUUCCAAAUUAUGCAAUUCCUUAGCUGUUACUAUAUCACAAUAUGGGAAUAAAAGAUACCGAGAAAUUAUGGAUCAAAUGAAACUGUUAAAGUCUUUUUAUCAAAGCAAGAAAAAAGUUUUAAUUGUUGAAGUGAUUGAUGAGAAAAGUAAUGAUCACAAUUCAUCAAAUAAUACGGAAAUAUGUGUUUUGGACGAUAACCACUACGAAUUACACGGAACUAACUCCAAAAUAUUAACAGAGGCGGCAGAUAUAUCAUUAGAUUUAGAACUGCCAGGAGAAUCAGAAACGUCAGGUACUGUAUUAACAGAAGAAGAAAUACCAAUUAGUUUAUUGGGUGAUAAUACGCACAACUGUCCAUCUCAAGAAAUUGACUCGGAAGUACUAAGACAUGAAGCAGAAAUAUUACCAGAAGGAACAGAAAUAUUAGAAGCAGAGAUUAUAUCAGAACCAGAAGAUUUACAACUCGCAAAACAAGUAGAAUUGAUAGAAAGAGAAAUGCUACCAGUAACAGGAAGUGUUUUGGAUGGUAAUAAACGCAACUACGAGUACUAUGUAUUCCAGAAAAAUGACAGCAAAGGGGAAGCAGAAAUAGUAGCAGAAGAAACGAUAUCAAAAAAUCUAGAAAUUUCAGAUGGAGUGGGAAAAAUUUUAGAAUCGAACAUCAGCAACAAACAUGAUAAUAUAGGAACUAGCAAGAAAUAUGUGUUACGUGAAAUACAAAUACCUCCAAAAAUGGUUAAAUGUGGAAGACCGAAGGGUUCAGAGUUAACAGUCAUUGGUACAAAAAGAAAAAGGCGUAAAGCAUCAGGUCCAUCCAACAACUGAAUUUUAUUUUUCAUUUUUUAUUUAUUUCGAUUUGGUUUAACUCUGUAAAGUUUCUUAUAAUAAUAAUGUAUUCUCAAUAAAUAAUGUUAAUUUGA